AAAUUCGCCCUCGAACUCAAAAGUACAUCUCCAGAGACACUCAUCGUUGUCGCAGUAUCUAACCGAACGCCUUCGUGUCAUCAGAGCCUGCUAUCAGAUAUGGAGCAUGUCGACCUCACCGAGCUCCUUGACCUAGCGGUUGAUAUAAAGUUUCCCAGUACACGUCUCUGGGAGAUAUCUCCUGCUUUCAGAGCAUCAAAGAGCGCGCUUAGAAAGUUCUACCAUGACACUUAUGGCUGCGACAGGCACAGGACCAGACACUCGUACAACGAUCCUGUAGCCUUGUUCUUUAUCUGGGAUUACUGGCAAGACACCCUAAAGAAUCUCAUUUGUAGGAGGCCGUUGUCAAAUAUGCGAUGGGACCCACAGGCCGAGUCGCUCGAGCAUUUGUGGGAUUAUGAGGCGGGAGACGAAUUGCUUAUUGCGAAAGACUAGUCGGCGACCUUUUCUAUUUUCUUAAUGGUAUGCAC
Molecule: messenger RNA, 470 nt
Organism: Aaosphaeria arxii CBS 175.79
Lineage: Eukaryota; Fungi; Ascomycota; Dothideomycetes; Pleosporales
Exons: 3
Coding region: 100-435 (111 amino acids)
Source: RefSeq, a predicted model, not a curated record